Molecule: messenger RNA, 831 nt
Organism: Elephantulus edwardii (Cape elephant shrew)
Lineage: Eukaryota; Metazoa; Chordata; Mammalia; Macroscelidea; Macroscelididae
Gene: CABP4
Product: calcium binding protein 4
Exons: 6
Coding region: 1-831 (276 amino acids)
Molecular function (GO): calcium ion binding
Source: RefSeq, a predicted model, not a curated record
AUGGCCACAGAGCAGGCAAGGGGCCGUCUGGGCUCAGACUCAGCUGAGGUUCCCAAGGGUGGGGAUGAAGGCCCUUCCUUGACCCGGAAGAAGAGCAAAAAGGAGAAGGGCCGCCACGGGUCCCAGAAGGGCCGCCACGGGUCCCACAAGAACUCUGGUGGCUCUCAGGAGCAGGCCUCAGCCCAGGGAUUUGAGGCCCCAGACAGUAGCAAGGUGGCCCCAAGGCCAGUAGAGGGGCAGGAGGCACUGCCCCCCACAGCCUCCAAGACCCCACCUUCUCGUCGUCAGUCCCACCGGCACCGACCUGACCCCCAGCAGGAAGCUGCCCAGAAGACGUACGGGCCUCUGCUCAACCGAGUCUUCGGGAAGGAACGCGAGCUGGGCCCCGAGGAGCUGGAUGAGCUUCAGGCGGCCUUUGAGGAGUUCGACACGGACCAAGACGGCUACAUCGGCUACAGGGACCUGGGUGCCUGCAUGCGGACACUGGGAUACAUGCCCACGGAGAUGGAGCUCAUAGAAGUCUCACAGCACGUCAAGAUGCGGAUGGGUGGCCGCGUGGACUUCGAGGAGUUCGUGGAAAUGAUGGGCCCGAAGCUGCGGGAGGAGACGGCGCACAUGUUGGGGGUGCGGGAGCUGCUCGUUGCCUUCCGAGAGUUCGACAGGGACCGAGAUGGACGGAUCACGGUGGCGGAGCUGCGGGAAGCAGCACCUGCACUGCUGGGUGAGCCGCUGGAGGGGUCUGAGCUGGACGAGAUGCUCCGCGAGGUGGAUCUCAAUGGGGACGGCACCGUGGACUUUGACGAGUUUGUGAUGAUGCUCUCCGUCCCCUGA